Messenger RNA from Strongylocentrotus purpuratus (purple sea urchin), 3165 nucleotides. It is a transcript of the gene tbck, whose product is annotated as TBC domain-containing protein kinase-like protein. The transcript is spliced from 21 exons. Gene Ontology annotation, biological process: protein phosphorylation; activation of GTPase activity. NCBI's taxonomy places the organism in Eukaryota, Metazoa, Echinodermata, Echinoidea, Camarodonta, Strongylocentrotidae. Gene Ontology annotation, molecular function: protein kinase activity; GTPase activator activity; ATP binding. Bases 77 to 2800 code for a protein of 907 amino acids. The record is from RefSeq and is a predicted model, not a curated record.
AGCCACGCCCCUCUCCAUUCUUGUCGCUGUUUAGAAGACUGUACAAUAUUACAUAGAACCAUCAGUGACUCUAGCCAUGCAGCCUUUCGGGGACGCUGAGAUUGGGGUGUCGACAUUCUACGCCUCUAGGUAUGCCAAUGAUCAGUGUGGAGCGGACGGUCUCCCACUCACUCCGAGCUCCAUCAAGAUCGUCGGCCGGUUCCAAGAACUCCGGGUCCUCCACCACCCACGACUCUGCCAGUAUCUGGAUGCUGUCAGAGGAAAACAUGAACGCUUGAUAAUCGUUGCCGAGCAUUACAGCAAUAACUUGGGACUUGAAGCUAAGAAAGGAACUUUUAAGGAUCCAGGUCGAAUUCUUCCCAUCAUCCACCAGACACUGGAAGGAUUGAGUUUUAUGCACAAAUAUGGCCUGGUUCACAGAGGCCUUAGUCCAUCCAACAUCUUACUAAACCCAGAGGGUCAUGUGAAGCUGGCUAAGUUUGGACUCUAUCACAUAACCAACUGUGGUUCUGAUGUGCCAUUUCCUAUUGGCCAUCCAAGAUACAUGGCUCCGGAGGUACUCACCCCUGGCCCCAUGCUACCAACCAACGGUGACACACCCACGAUGCCCCUCCCGCCAAAGACCACCAACCUCUCCUCCGGACCUAAGGGGGACGUCUGGUCAUUGGGUAUGGUCAUCCUGGAGCUGUGCUUGGGUCAGACCCUCUGGCCAGUGGCCACCCUGCCACAGAUCUUGGCCAAAGUGAUGCUGCUGGGGAAACACGGGGCACAGAACCAUCCUUUAGACACCAUCCUGGAUGAACAUGCUGGACGACAGAAACUUGACGCCUAUCCAGCCAGUCUGCAGUCGUUUCUGAGAAAGUGCUUAUCAGCUUCUCCUCUUGAAAGACCAAGUACGACAGAGCUGCUAGAGGGUGAUAUGUUGAAAGACAUGAAGCCUUCGGAGCUGCUGCCACCCAGCAGCCUCACCAUGUUCAGAUACCAGGGACUGAGAUGUAAAGACCUAGAGCUCGAUACUGAUCAGGAUGAUGCUAGCCAAGAAGACGACGAGGACCACAUGGCCCAGCGGCCGAUGAAAGAGGUUUACUAUCUCUGGACGCUAGCAGGGGGAGACCUGGAGGGAGAGCUCAGGAAGAAAGGCUUGCUCAGAAGUCAACCUCCACUCUGUGCUCUAGCAAAUAUUGUAACAGACGAUGGUGACAUGCAUGGCAAGGAGAGAGACACCAGCUCACUGAAUGAUGACACUGUCGUAAUACUUUCCUUAGAGCAGCUGAAGAAAAGACUAGAAAACAUUGAAGAAGAAGCAUACUAUCCUCUUCUUGGUGAUGAUCCCAAUGAAGGUCUCCCAACAUCUCAGAGCAGCUCUGAUCUUUCCCAGGGAGCCAGCCUUCCUCUUGUCAUCAGAGAAAGAGACAUUGAGUAUCAGUUCCACCGCGUAGUGUUAUUCGACCGUCUGUUGAAGGGUUACCCAUUCACAAUAGGGAGGAUAUGGAAAGAGGCCCGGAUAGAUAUACCUACGAUGUACAGAGAUGAAACCUGGGCAGCAUUGCUUGGUGUCGAGGGUGAUAUUCAAGCCAAUUAUGAUGCAAUAGACAAGGAGACUCCGACAGCCAUGGACAGACAGAUAGAGGUGGACAUACCAAGAUGUCAUCAGUACAACGAGCUUCUAUCGUCGGUUGUGGCCCAUAACAAAUUCAAGAGGAUACUCAAAGCAUGGGUGGUAUCUCAUCCAGAACUCACAUAUUGGCAAGGUCUUGACUCACUUUGUGCCCCAUUCCUGUACCUCAAUUUCAGCAAUGAAGCUUUAGCCUAUGCUUGCCUGAAAGCCUUCAUCCCAAAGUAUCUCUACAAGUUCUUCAUGAAAGACAACUCUCUGGUUAUACAAGAAUACCUUGCCGUGUUUUCUCACAUGAUUGCAUUCCAUGAUCCCGAGCUGAGUAAUCACCUACAGAGUAUAGGUUUCAUACCAGAGCUCUUUGCUAUCCCUUGGUUCCUCACCAUGUUCUCACAUGUGUUUCCUCUUCAUAAGAUCUUCCACCUAUGGGACACCCUCCUGCUGGGUACUUCCUCCUUCCCUCUGUGUAUAGGGGUAGCCAUCUUACAGCAGCUCAGAGUGGGUUUACUCAUGGCGGGUUUCAAUGAGUGCAUUCUACUCUUCUCAGACAUGCCAGAGAUUGACAUUGAAAAGUGCGUCAGGGAAUCCAUCCGCCUCUUCUGUAACACUCCGAAGAGCGCCACCUACAGGAAGUAUGCGCACCCACCUAAAAAGGUCGAUCGGAUAACUGCGACCUCUCAGAUCAAGCCAGUCUCGUACUACAGCACCGACUCAAAUGACAUGCCAAGAUCAGAACUGUCGAGAGAAGCUCUCUCACAGAAGGACCUGAAAGAAGAGGUGGCACCCCGAAUCUCGGCUGAAGAUCUCCUGGAGCUGUGUGACCUGCAUGGGUCAAACAGUUCUCAUAGUCCAACCAAGAAGAACAAGAACAGCAAACCAAUCAUCCUCAUUGUGGACAUAAGAUCCAGCGAUGACUUCUCAAGAGGGCAUAUACCUAGCAGUGUGAACACUCCUUUCAACUCGGCCUUCUCACCUGAAGGGGACUUGAUCCCGUGUCCUGCAGUCACCCAGCUGUACAACCACAGGGGCAGGGUGGUGACGGUGGUUGGGCACAAGGGCAAGAAUGCACCCAAUUUUGCAAGAGAACUAGUCAAGCUGGGCUUCAGCAAGGUCUGCGUGAUGCAUGGUGGGAUAGAUUGCCUUCGGUCAACUGGACUUCUCACUGUCUCCUCGCCUGACCUUUAACCUUAUCUCGCAUGUGUGAGCGGUACAAGCAACUCUCUUCAAGGUGAAAACAAUGAUUCAAUGGGGCGAAGCAAUAGGCAGACAAGAAUAUUUUAUUUUUAAUAAUCUUAUUGAAUCGUAAAUUCUUUUUUGUUCUCAUAGGCUUUAUUAACGGAGCCACCCAUUUAACAGGCAGGUUAUAAUGCACCUCUGACUGGUAAGAAAUAUUAUAAAGCUGACUUUAAAGUGUGUUUUUUAUUGGUAAAUCACACAAACAAAUUUUGCUCUGUAUGUUAAGGGUUCCAUGUGGCUGUAAUAGAUUUAAGAUAUGGGCUGCAAACGUAAUAUUUCUAUAAAGAGAUAUUGAAUGCUUAAAUGCACUCUUA